This is a messenger RNA of Drosophila navojoa, 1268 nucleotides long. It is a transcript of the gene Ugt35A1, whose product is annotated as UDP-glycosyltransferase family 35 member A1. The record is from RefSeq and is a predicted model, not a curated record. Gene Ontology annotation, molecular function: UDP-glycosyltransferase activity. NCBI's taxonomy places the organism in Eukaryota, Metazoa, Arthropoda, Insecta, Diptera, Drosophilidae.
UAAAAUAUAUAGAUGUACAUAUAUAAAACGGGAGCUACGUUACGCUUCAACAAUUUUUGUGUUUUCUAACUGGCGGCCUUCAAUUUCCACAAAAUAGCGAUCAUUGAAAACACUUUCGAUUGUUAAUCUUCAGUUAGGAGCGAACCGCCAGCCCAUUUGGUUUACUGUUUUGCUGUAGUCCGAAAAUGCAGCUGCUUUGCUUGGGGAUUCUCGUGGGGCUGCUCCAGCAGCUGGCUGGGGGCGUGCAGGGCGCCAAGAUAUUGGCAGUUUUUCCAUUCCCCGGCAAGUCGCAGUACAUAUUCGCGGAGCAGUACCUUAAAGAGCUGGCCAGAAGAGAUCACAAUGUUACGGUCAUAAAUACUUUCGGCAGCCGGGAAAUGUCGCCGAAUUUUAGAGUAAUUGGCGCGACUAAAAUACACGAGAUAAUGGCAGCUUUUGGCAGUGCGGACUACAAUCAGCAGGCCAGCCAGUGGACAACGCUCACCAUGACCACGGAGUUCCUGAACGUGCUGACGAGCUGCGUGCUGGAAGAUGACAAGGUGCAGCAGCUGCUGCGCGGCGACGAGACUUUCGAUCUGGUAUUGCUUGAGACUGUGCAGACCGAGGCAUUGUUCGGUCUGGCGCAGCACUUCAAGGCACUGACCAUGGGCAUCUCCUCGUACGGCACAGAUCGCCACAUCGAUGAGCUGAUGGGCAACCUAUCGCCACUCUCCUGUAACCCCAUGCUCCUCUCGUCGCGCACCGAGCGCAUGAGCUACGAGCAGCGGCUGUGGAACGUGUGGGACGCCAGCCUGAGCUGGGUGCACAGGCGCCUGGUCCAUUUGCCCAGCCAGGAGCGGCUCUAUGCGAAAUACUUUCCCAAUGCCAGCCGCACACUGGAGCAGGUGCUGGACAGCUUCUCGCUGAUGCUGCUGGGCCAGCACUUCACGCUCAGCUAUCCGCGUCCCUAUCUGCCCAACAUGAUUGAAGUGGGCGGCCUGCACUUGCAGCACUCGAGAGAGCCUCAGCCGCUGCCCGACGACCUGGCCAAGUUUGUGGCUGAGGCCGAGCAUGGCGUUAUAUAUUUCUCAAUGGGCUCGAACAUCAAGAGCGCCGAUCUGCCCGUGGCCAGGCGGGAAGUGCUGCUGCAAGCCUUUGGCAAGCUCAAGCAGCGCGUUCUGUGGAAAUUCGAGGCGGAAGAGUUAACGAAUCGGCCAGCCAAUGUGCUCAUUAGCCAAUGGUUCCCCCAGCCGGACAUCCUGGCGCAUCCCAAUGUGAAGCUCUUCAUC